Lodderomyces oxycetoniae is the source of this 4992-nucleotide messenger RNA. RefSeq names its product ribosome biosynthesis protein. NCBI's taxonomy places the organism in Eukaryota, Fungi, Ascomycota, Pichiomycetes, Serinales, Debaryomycetaceae. The transcript has 2 exons. Gene Ontology annotation, cellular component: plasma membrane. Gene Ontology annotation, molecular function: ATP binding; ABC-type xenobiotic transporter activity; ATP hydrolysis activity. Bases 1 to 4992 code for a protein of 1663 amino acids. The record is from RefSeq and is a predicted model, not a curated record. Gene Ontology annotation, biological process: transmembrane transport.
AUGACAGAAGAAGGGGUGGAUUUUGAUAUAGAGGAUGUGUUAAAUCCGGAAGAUGAGAAUUACCAAAUAGGGUAUAGACAAGGCCAGCAACAAUCGGCAAGACAGCAAUAUCUUGAAGGUAAACAGUAUGGUUAUCAGACGGGAUUUCAACGAUUUUUGAUCGUUGGUUAUAUUCAAGAGCUCAUACUUGACUGGGAAAACAACUGUUCCAACUAUUCCAAUUGGGCUCAGUUGUCGCUGCACUUGGGUCAACUUAGAGAGUUGGUGUUUGGUCUUUCACUAACUAAUGGACAACGAGAAGUUGAAGAUUUCGAGAAGAAGUUAAAGUUGGCAAGAAACAAAUUGAGAGUAAUUGUGUCAUUGACGAAGGAGUCCUGGAAGAUUAAUCGAUUGGAUGAAUUAGUCAAGGAAGUUGCUGGGGAAUUACAAGUUGGCGAAAGAAACGCUACCAAAGGUUAUUCCACAGGGCCCAUUUUUUGCAAAGCUGAUACAAUGGAUGACGAUUUGAGCACUUUAGAGAUUGGUGAUAAUCUCUACAAACGUCAAAAGCGUAUACUUACGUUUUUAUUCAGAAACAAACAAUAUCCAAUCCCAGAAGAACUAAAGAGAAUUCCAUAUCCUGAAAAAUCAAGUAAUAUAAUAUCAAGAGUAUUCUUCUGGUGGGUAUCACCUUUAUUGAUAGUCGGCUAUGUGCGUACGUUACAGGCAAACGAUCUAUGGGAAUUGACUCCCGAGAUGAGAGUCGAAUAUCAGUAUGAGGUCUUUGAGUCGUACAUGCAGAUAGAAAUGAGACAAAGGCAAUUGGACCACAUUAAAAAGAAAUGCAAAGAAAGAAAUGAAACUAUAGAAAACAUCGUGGUUCCUCAAGCUAAAGAUUUGGAAGAUUUCCAAUUACCUGCAUUGAGUAUCUUGCUUGUAUUGUUUCUCACUAUGAAACGACAAAUUAUCGUUAGUUUGCUCAUGUCUGUUUUGUCACUUGCUGGAAUGGCCUUGACUCCAUUGUUAACUAAGAAAUUGAUCAGUUUUGUUGAGGAGAGAGCUUUGGGUGUGGCUGCAUCACUCGGUACAGGCGUUGGUUAUGCAAUCGGCGUUGUAGUAUUGAUGUUGGUAUCUAACAUCUUAUUCAAUCAUUUCUUUUAUCACAGUGGAAUCAUGGGUGCUCAAGCCAAGGCAUUAUUGACUAAAGCAAUUAUGAAUAAGUCUUUCAAGUUGGAUGCAAAAUCAAGACAUAAAUUUACUCCAGCUAAGAUUACUAGUUUGAUUACAACAGAUUUGUCAAGAGUCGAAAUUGGUUAUUUGUAUCAGCCAUUGUUGAUUUGUCUUCCAAUACCAAUUGUAAUUGCCAUUGUUAUAUUAAUCAUAAACAUUCGUGUUUCAGCAGUUAUUGGUAUCGUAAUCUUUAUAAUCUUUUUAGGAUUCAUAUCUAUUGGUGCAUCGAAAUUAUUCAGUUAUAGAGACGUGGUUAGUAAGAUUACCGAUGAAAGAGUCAACUUGAUGAAGGAAAUACUUAACAAUUUGAAAAUGAUUAAAUAUUAUUCAUGGGAGCAUCCCUAUCACAAGAACGUCACUGAAGUAAGAGGUCGAGAAGUUGAUAUGGUUUUAAAGAUACAAACUUGGAGAAACGUAAUAUUCUCCUUAGCCAUGACAUUAACUGGUAUCUGUUCUAUGUUCUCGUUUAUCAUAUUGUAUGCAAUUGAUGGUAAAACGAGCUCUCCAGCAAAUAUGUUCUCCUCGGUCUCGACAUUUGAGAUCUUGGGUUUGAUGGUGUUUUUUAUUCCAGUGGCUUUGUCAACCACCGCAGAUAUGAUCAUGGCAUUUAGAAGAACUGGUGCCUUGUUAUCUGCUAGUGAGGUGGAAGCAUACCCUGGCUAUAAAGUGAGUGAUGAUCAUAACAAUGAUAAAGCAGUGGUUCUAAGAAAUGCUUCCUUUAGCUGGGAGGUUUUUGAUGAUGACGAGGAUGAGGAAGAACAACUUUCGAGGGAGGAGGUGAAAAAGAAGAAGAAAGCCGAAAAGAAGGAGAAGAAAGAAGCCAAAAAGAUGUUGAAAAUGGACAAGAAGAAGAAGAAGUUGGACAAUACAGUAGAAAUGGAAAUUUUUCAAAAGACGACUUCAAAAAAACCAGAAAGCAAAGGUUUGGCGAAAGAUGGUGAUGAUGGUGAUGAUGAUGAUGAUGAUGAGAAGGUAGAUUUUACUGGAUUUAAGAAUCUUAAUCUACAAAUACAAAAAGGUGAAUUUAUUGUUGUUACCGGAACCGUUGGCUCAGGAAAAUCUUCUUUAUUGAGUGCUAUUGCAGGAUUUAUGAAGUGCGACGACGGAGAAGUUGACAUCAAUGGGCAACUUUUACUUUGUGGAGAACCAUGGAUACAAAAUAAUACCAUUCGUGAAAACAUUACUUUUGGCUCUCCCUUUAGUCAAGAACUCUACGAUGAUGUUAUUUAUUCGUGUGCCUUGAAUGUUGAUAUAGAUCACUUGGAAGGAGGUGACUAUACUGAAGUUGGUGAAAAGGGAAUAACUUUAUCUGGAGGGCAAAAGGCUAGAAUUCAUUUAGCUAGAGCUGUGUAUGCUCAAAAGGAAAUCUUAUUAAUGGAUGAUGUAUUGAGUGCUGUUGAUGCACGUGUAGGCAAACAUAUCUUAAACAAUUGUUUUUUAGGAUUAUUGAAGCAUAAAACUAGGAUUUUGGCGACGCAUCAAUUAUCAUUGAUUGGGCAAGCCGAUAGGAUUGUUUUUUUGAAUGGUAAUGGAUCAAUCGAUGUGGGUAAGAUGGAUGAAUUGUUAGUGGAGAACAGUGACUUUAACAAGCUUAUGCAAUUCAACAAAUUUGAAGCAACUGAUGAAGAGGAAGAAGAAGAGGAAGAGAAAAAGAAGGAGGAGGAGGAAGAACAAGAGGAGAAGGAGAAGGAAAAGGAAAAGGAAAAGGAAAAGGAAAAGGAAAAGGAAAAGGAAAAGCGACAGCUGGAACUUUCAGCUGAUGAAUCAGAUGUGGGUACUAUUGGCGUUGCAGACCUUGUUCCUCAAUACAUUCAUACUUUGAAAAUAGACAGCAAUCAAGAAUUGACUAGAAGAAGAGUUGGUACAGAGAUUGGGAUUGAGGAUACCGAGUACAAGGACUAUAACUUGAACAAAGAUGCGUCAAAGGGUAAACUUAUUGUUGAAGAAGAAAGAGCAGUCAAUAGUUUGAAGUUUGAAGUUUACAAAAACUACCUCAAGUUUGGUGCAGGGAAAUACGGCCCAUUUGCAUUCCUUGGUGUAUUUCUUGUAUUGUUGACUUUGUCUACAUUUAGCGACAUCUUUACAAACACUUGGUUAUCCUUUUGGAUUCAAGGGAAAUUUCCAGGUCGAUCCGCAGGAUUCUAUAUUGGCCUUUACGUCUUGUUUAACGUUCUUUGGGUCAUUUUUCUAACAGUUACCUUUAUUGUUUUUAUUACAGGGACCACGCUAUCAUCCAAACACAUGAAUUUAUUGGCGAUUAAUAGAAUUUUGUAUUCACCGAUGUCAUUCAUGGAUACCACCCCGAUGGGUCGUAUUUUGAAUAGAUUCACUAAGGAUACAGAUGCCUUAGACAAUGAGAUAAGUGAAAAUUUAAGACUUCUUUUCCAAUCGGGUGCCAAAAUGAUUGGUGUGUUUAUCCUACUCAUCAUUUACUUGCCGUAUUUUGCUUGUGCAUUACCUGCUAUUUUUUUAUUGUUUUUCUUGAUAGCCAACUUCUAUCAAGCAUCGAAUAGGGAAGCUAAGAGGUUGGAAGCCAUUUUGAGAUCAUUUGUUUACAACAAUGUUAAUGAGAUGUUGAGUGGUAUGAGCACAAUCAAGGCAUUCAUGAAUGAAUCUCGAUUUGAUAAACGGGGAGAUUUGUUAUUGGACAAGACAAAUGAGGCCACCUUUAUUAUUAAUGCUAAUCAAAGAUGGUUAGGAAUCCAGUUGGACUUGUUGGCAAAUGUUAUUUUCUUACUCAUUGCUUUGCUUUGUGUAAAUAGGGUGUUUCACAUUUCUGCCGCAUCAGUUGGAUUAUUAAUGACUUAUUCUAUGCAGAUCACUGGUGAAUUGAAUAAUUUAAUGAGAGCGUUCACCAUGGCUGAGAAUGACAUGAAUUCAGCAGAGAGGAUAUGUCAUUAUGCAUUGAAAUUAGAUCAAGAAGCGCCGUAUGUUAAAGAGUCUACUAAGCCUCCUGAUAGCUGGCCUGAGAAUGGAGCCGUUGAGUUCGUUGAUGUGAAUAUGAAAUAUAGACGGGGUUUACCUUUAGUGCUCAAGGAUUUAUCGUUCAGAGUCAAUCCAAGAGAAAAGAUUGGAAUUUGUGGUCGUACUGGUGCCGGUAAGUCCUCAAUAAUGACUGCCUUGUUUAGAUUAGCCGAAUUAGAUGGCGGGAAAAUAUUGAUUGACAAUGUGGAUAUAUCUACUAUUGGAUUGAAAGACUUGAGACUGCAUUUAUCUAUUAUUCCACAAGACCCCGUGCUUUUCAACGGUAACAUUAGAUCUAAUUUGGAUCCAUUCAGCGAACAAACUGAUGACAUUCUAUGGACGUCUUUGAGAAGAGCUGGCAUUUUGACUGCUGAGGAAAUUGAAAAUGCUAAAUCUAUAGAUCCUAAGAAUAGUGAAGGUAUUGAGUUACCCAAAUUCCAUCUAUAUCAACAAGUCACAGAUGAAGGCGGGAAUUUUUCACUUGGUGAACGACAGCUUAUUUCAUUUGCUCGUGCACUCGUACGUAACUCCAAAAUGAUCAUCCUUGAUGAAGCUACCUCUUCCGUGGACUACGAAACAGAUGCCAAGAUCCAGACCACUAUUGCGUCCGAGUUUAACAAGUGUACCAUAUUGUGUAUCGCUCAUCGAUUAAAAACUAUUUUGAAUUAUGAUAGGAUUUUAGUAAUGGAAGGAGGUACUUUGAAAGAAUUUGAUACGCCUUGGAAUUUAUUUAACGGUGUCAAUGGUGCUGCUGUGUUUAGAGAAAUGUGUGAUAAGUCCAAUAUCGUACAAGAAGAUUUCAAGAAUAGAAUAGUUUAG